GGUUUUACCUCUGAGGCUCUGCAACCGAGUACCAGUAGAGAGAGAGGGAGAGCUUCAUACGUAAAAAUGGCGGUUCCUCUCCUAAACAAGAAGAUCGUGAAGAAGAGGGUCAAGAAGUUUAAGAGGCCCCAGAGCGACCGCAAGAUCUCUGUCAAGGAAAACUGGCGAAGGCCUAAGGGUAUAGACUCUCGUGUCAGGAGGAAGUUCAAGGGAGUCACAUUGAUGCCGAACAUUGGAUACGGCUCAAACAAGAAGACAAGGCAUUACCUUCCCAAUGGUUUCAAGAAAUUUGUGGUGCACAAUGCCAAUGAACUCGACCUCCUGUUGAUGCAUAACAGGACUUUUUGUGCGGAGAUUGCUCACAAUGUGUCCACUUUAAAGAGGAAAUCCAUUGUGGAGAGGGCUGCUCAACUCGACAUUGCAGUUACUAACAAGUUGGCAAGGUUGCGCAGCCAAGAAGACGAGUAGACGUGGUUUAGUCUCUUUCUUCUUGUUUUAUUAGAGAUUAGUUUUUUAAUCCAACCAGAUAGGCUUUUUGGGAUAAGCUUUCCAUUUUUUAUAACUGAGACUUCUGGGAACUUUGAAUUGUGUUGGGGAUCUUGUGUUUGUUUUGUGUUUAAUAUUUCUGUUCAUCAUAAAUUUACAAGUUUGAGGUUCCUUAAUUAUGAAUGUGGAUCUCUUAGCUUCA
This is a messenger RNA of Amborella trichopoda, 688 nucleotides long. RefSeq names its product large ribosomal subunit protein eL32z. Gene Ontology annotation, molecular function: structural constituent of ribosome. The record is from RefSeq and is a predicted model, not a curated record. Lineage: Eukaryota; Viridiplantae; Streptophyta; Magnoliopsida; Amborellales; Amborellaceae. Gene Ontology annotation, cellular component: cytosolic large ribosomal subunit; ribosome. Gene Ontology annotation, biological process: translation.